Thalassophryne amazonica is the source of this 3905-nucleotide messenger RNA. RefSeq lists its product as uncharacterized. Lineage: Eukaryota; Metazoa; Chordata; Actinopteri; Batrachoidiformes; Batrachoididae. The record is from RefSeq and is a predicted model, not a curated record. The transcript has 12 exons. Gene Ontology annotation, biological process: negative regulation of axon extension involved in axon guidance; neural crest cell migration; semaphorin-plexin signaling pathway. Gene Ontology annotation, molecular function: chemorepellent activity; semaphorin receptor binding.
GAAUGUAAGAACAUUCAUUACUUGUUUUACAUAACGGCUAAAUAGAUCCUUGUCAUUUGAUGUGUUAUUAACUUAUAAACAACUGAAAAGGGACUUAUUUGGUGUUCAUCACUGGUGCUUUAAUGUCAACAGUCUAACACAAACUUUAAAUAGGAAUCCAGAAUUGUUCUCAGUCAACUUGGAAAAACUACUAGAUAGUUUGAAAAUAAUUCUGAUGGUGUUGUCCAUGAUGUCCUGCACUGACUUUGUGGACUUCACCUCAUUGAAUGGAACAUUCCAUCAUUCACCUCAUGACAUAUUUUUACCAUUGAACUCAUAAACAUUCAUUAUUUGUAUACUACUGACCUAAAUGGACUGUGGGAGCUCUUCCAUAACCAGACCUUAAAUCUUGAAAGGGUUUGCCGAACACAACAACACAAUGAAGUUCAAAUGAAACAACUGAGACAUUCUUAUUGUGUCAGAUUUCACCGUUAUUUAAAGGGUUUCACAAAAAUAUCACUGACCAUUUAGGAAUGAUCAUUUUUAAUGCAAUUUCAUGCUAUUUAAUACUAAGUUAAUAAAAAAUUAACAUCUGUCUCAUACAACACAUAUAGUUUCAUUUCAACUACAUUGUGGUUGGUACACAAGAAGAAUUACAAAGUUGCUGUCACUGUCCAAAUACUUAUGGACCUGGCUAUUCUUCCAAGAGGUCCAGAUGAGCAGGUGGUCUGCCUGGGUGGUUCAUGAUUAGGACCAGGUGCAGGUCAGUAGUAGUAAUAUGUCCACAUUAGACCUGUUCAAAAUGUCAAAUGUUACAAAGUCUUUUGGCCACACGUUGUUCUUGUUCCACUAAUAAAAUAAAAGAUCUGUGUCAGAUCUUAUUGUAAUGGGAUAUUGGUUUGGGGUCCCCAAGCAAUGUGGUAAUCCAGGAAUUCCUGUAAUGUUCUCCUCUGGGUGACCAACCAACCACCACUUUUUGUGAUUAGAAGCCGUCACAUGUUCCUGUAAAAGAAAAAUAAUGGCGUGAGAGUCUUCUCCUGUUAGGUUGACGUUGUCUUGUCAGCAGAGGGAGAGGAACAUAUGUCACUCUGGAGGACCUCUAAAUCUUAUCUGAUUGAGUUCAGAUUUGGUCUGAACCUACAAGUAUAAAACCCCGAGUGGAACAUAAACAACAUGUGGCCUGAAGUCUCUCAGAACUUUUCUUUUUUUACUGUAUAACAUGAACAGCCCUAGUGCACAUGCUCCCUGACGCACCGAAAGGCAGGACCAACGCAGUGACAGCUUGUAGGACUUUGUCUUCAACAAGCACUGAAAUAAUGAACAGCACGCUGAGAGCCUGGAGGCUCUCCAGGCUUUACCCCACCUCUUUCUGAAUGACCUCCGCCAUAGGCUCCACCCCCACAGUCCUUAAUUUGAAUGAGUGGGUAUAGAAAUAGACUGAAUGAAUGAAUGAAUGAUCAGGUUUCAUUGUACAGCUUUUAUUGAGCAGUCAAAGGCCUUGUGUUGAUGUGCUUGUGAUGUUGUUGUGGUCAGAUGAGCUGAAGUCCUUCAAAGAAGAAGGGAUCUGGAACUACUCCACCAUGCUGAUGCGAGAGGACCUGGGUGUGCUGCUGCUGGGGGCCAGAGAGGCCGUCUACGUCGUGGACAUCAAUGACAUAUCUGUCAGAAAGGCUGCGGUGUACUGGAGUGUUCCCAUGAAGAAGCAGAGGGAGUGCACACACAAAGGAAAGCACGCAGAGGUGGAAUGUCGAAACUAUAUUCGAACCCUGCACCCAGUCAAUGACUCCACAAUGUACAUAUGUGGUACAAAUGCUUUCAGCCCCACCUGUGAUUAUCUGUCAUAUGAGAAUGGAGAGCUGAGACUAAUGAGAAAAGAGGAAGAGGGAAAGGGCAAGUGUCCCUUUGACCCCUCACAGCGGUACUGCUCCCUAAUGGUUGGAAAUGACUUGUACUCAGCUACUUCCAUCAACUUCCUGGGCUCUGAGCCAGUGGUCCUGCGCAGCUCUGCCGUGACAGUCCGUACUGAGUUUAAGAGCUCCUGGCUGAACGAGCCAAGCUUUGUCUACAUGGAUGUUGUGACUGAGAGCAUGGACAGUGCUGACGGCGAUGACGAUAAGGUCUGUUUGUUCUUCAGUGAGAACGCCAUCGAAUACGAGUUCUACAGGAAGGUGGUGGUGUCUCGAGUGGCCCGUGUCUGCAAGGGUGAUGUGGGAGGACAGCGGACACUGCAGAAGAAAUGGACAUCAUUUUUGAAGGCCCGUCUGGAUUGCUCACUCCCAGACGCCAGCCUGCCCAGUAUUGUCCAAGAUGUGUUCCUGCUGAAGCAUGAAGACUGGAGGGAGAACAUCUUUUAUGCAGUUUUCACUCCACAGUCGACUUUGUCCCAAAUAUCCACAGUGUGCGCCUACAGCAUGUCUGCCAUCAGAGACAUUUUCAGUGAGGGCAGAUUUAAGACAUCUGUUGCUGUGGAGAUGUCCCAUAUCAAGUGGGUGAUGUACACUGGGGAGGUGCCUGUGCCCCGACCAGGAGCUUGCAUCAACGAUGCCUCCCGCAAAAUGGGCGUGAAGCACUCCCUGGAACUUCCUGACAAAACCCUCCAAUUCAUCAGGGACCGGCCCCUCAUGGACGAGGCAGUCCGCCCGCUGAUGGGAGGACCCCUGCUGCUCAGAAAGGGGGCGCUGCUGACCCGGAUUGUGGUGGAAAGCGUGCUGGCACUGGACAGACACAGACAUCCUGUCAUGUUCAUUGGCACGGAAAAUGGUUACAUUCAGAAGGCCGUUAACUAUGACGGAGAGAUGUUCAUCAUUGAAGAGAUUCAGUUGUUCCACCUGUCAGAGCCCAUCAGCAUCCUCCGUCUCUCCUCCAGCAAGGGCCAGCUGUAUGCAGGUUCUAACCUCGGUGUUGUUCAGGUCCCGGUUUGUAACUGCAGCUCUUACCGGAUUUGUGUGGACUGCGUCCUGGCCCGGGAUCCUUACUGUGCCUGGGACCUGUCCUCUCAGUGCUGCUCCUCAGUUAGCAGCUUAGCUUCCUCCUCAAAUGCUGUGGUCCAGAGUCUGCAGGACGGAGACGUUUCUCUGUGUCCUCAACCAGAUCCGGUCCCAGUGGCAGACUUUACUCUGGUUCCAGAGAACAACAUUCACCUACCGUGUCGGAGCCACUCCAACCUGGCGCAGGUCUUCUGGAGAUUCUCUGGUCAAGUACUUAACCCCAACAGCAAAUACUACAUUUACAGCGAAGGCCUCCUCAUCCUGAACGUGUCUGAGUCAGACGCGGGCCUGUACGCCUGUGACUCCGUGGAGUGGAUCAGUGGCAGAAUGUACAACCAGACCAUGAUGGUUUAUCACUUAUAGCCCGGCCCAGACCCAACAGAGGGGGGCAGCACCACUGCUGACCCCGACCUCAUGACCACACCUGCACUUGAGCAGGAGAACGGGGAAGCCCCCGAGAACCUCAGUGACAUGGGAAGGAUCAGCAGUCUGCAGACGGCCGUGGCUCUGCUCGCAGUGCUGUGUCUCUGCCUGACAAGUGGUGCCCUGUGGAUCUGGACUCAAAGACGCUCGGAAUAUUUAAAGUUUGUGCAGCACACCGGUGACACUGAGGUUAACUCAGCUAAUUACAUGCAGGUCAAGAGCAGACUGUCGGAGAGGAACCCUGCAGGUUCUGAGUCUGUGGGACUGAGCAGUCCCAACAGCAACCACUGUGCUGGCAGUGGCCACCAACACUUAACCUCCACGACCAGCAUUUCACAUCUGGAGGGGUUCAUCAAGGACGAGUCAGAGAUUUGAUUCUGACUCUCUCCAAAUAUCUCACAACCCACGUAUCCAAUCAAUCAAUCAAUCAACUUUUUUCUUAUAUAGCGCCAAAUCACAACAAACAGUUGCCCCAAGACGCUCCAUAUUGUAAGGCAAGGCCAUACAAUAAUUAUG